Molecule: messenger RNA, 928 nt
Organism: Thermothielavioides terrestris NRRL 8126
Lineage: Eukaryota; Fungi; Ascomycota; Sordariomycetes; Sordariales; Chaetomiaceae
Exons: 4
Coding region: 191-736 (181 amino acids)
Biological process (GO): protein targeting; tRNA import into mitochondrion; protein import into mitochondrial matrix
Cellular component (GO): mitochondrial outer membrane translocase complex; mitochondrial outer membrane
Molecular function (GO): transmembrane protein transporter activity
Source: RefSeq, a predicted model, not a curated record
ACCGGGUUCAGGUUAGGGAAGCAGAAACCGACCCCAGCAGGAAAAUUGGUUCGUCAAGCAGCGCUGUGAAAAGCGACUGAGCUGCUUGGUUCUCGAGCUCAAAUCACCAGCAAACCACCAGCAACCCGCACCGCAUCCGCGUCCAGAUAGCUUGGGAAGCCUGCUCAGUAGCUCACACCACAGUAUCACAAUGUCAACAUCACAGACGACCGUGAUUGCAACGGCAACUGUUGCCGCAGUUGCUGCGGGCGUUCUUGCCUAUGCCGUCUACUUCGACUAUCGCCGGCGCCACAGCCCCGAGUUCAGAAGGCAAUUACGACGCAACGCGCGGCGGCAAGCGCGUGCCGAGAAGGACCAGGCCGAGGCCAACGCAAAGGCCCAAAAACAGGCGAUCAAGCAGGCCGUCGACGAUGCCAAGGAGGAGGGCUUCCCCACUAGCACCGAGGAGAAGGAGGCCUACUUCCUGGAGCAGGUCCAGGCGGGCGAGAUGUCGAGCGGAGACCCGUUCGAAGCCGCCCUGGCCUUCUACAAGGCGCUGAAGGUCUACCCGACGCCCGGCGACCUGAUCAACAUCUACGACAAGACAGUACCCAAGCCCGUCCUCGACAUCCUCGCCGAAAUGAUCGCCUACGACGGGAGCCUCCGACUCGGAACAUCCUACACCGGUCGCGGCGGCGUCGAUGUGGCGGAGCUGAUGCGCGAAAUGGGCGCUGUCCCCGGUGUCGGCUUGGACUAAAACCAGAACCCUGCCUCAACCAAGGUUGGAGGUCUUGAUAUUGAACGGCAAUCCACUCUCAGAAUCCUGGCGUCGGAAGACGGAUUUGACUCUAUCACCCCUUAGUCCACACGGCCGCAGCCGGCGUUUGACGGAGCCUCAACUGCUUUGUACGAUACGACACGGUCGCCUGGACUACGAAGUCACAGGAGA